UCGACAAGAUGUGAUUCUCGUCACAGUAAAUCUGCAGAAAUGAAAGUGUUGGCACUAGUGGCGUGCUUGAUAGCUGCGGCAGCGGCUGCUCCUGGAAAGGAUCACUACGAACUCGCUCGCGGAGGUCGUGUAGUUGGAGGUAUAAACGCCCUACCUAACGAGUUCCCGUGCGUCGUGUCCUUCCAGCGGCUGAUCCUGACGUUGUCGGCUCAUAUUUGCGGUGGAACCAUCAUCAAUGCGCGCUGGGCCAUGACCGCUGCUCACUGCAUCACGGAAUCACCCGCAGGAGCUCGUUUUGCUAUUUGGGCGGGAUCUCACGAUAUAACUAUAUCCGAAGCCAACAGGCAGGUGAUCAACGUCGACGAGGCCAUCACUCAUCCGGAUUAUCAAGGCGGAGUCAACCCUUCAGAUGUUGCUGUUCUUCGCUUAGUCAGUUAUCUGAACUUUAAUGCAUUUGUACAGCCUGCUGUUCUACCAGCUCAGGGAGACCUUGCCAUGCCCGGACCAGCAACUCUGGCUGGGUGGGGCAGCACUAGUGGCUCUGUUACUAUCAUGCCAGCUGUUCUGCAGAAGGUCCAGAAGCCAAUCAUCUCCUACGAUGAUUGUGUGGAGGCCAACGGAGGGCCCGGAAACUCACCACUUGGAGAGACGAAUGUUUGCACAGGACCACUGACAGGAGGUAUUUCAGCUUGCUCCGGCGACUCUGGCGGCCCGCUGUUGCUCAUUGAGGGCGGAGUGCAGACUCAAGUCGGUAUCGUAUCUUGGGGAUGGAUCCCUUGUGGUUCCAUCGGUCGCCCGUCUGUUUACGUUGGCGUCGCUAGCUACCGUGAUUGGAUUGACAAACAGAUUUCCAAUAUUUAGAUACUAUUAGUUUGAUUCGACAAAAAUCGAAAGUGUUUCUUCUGAAGAAAAUUAGUGAUCAUUCAUGACACAAAAAUUAUUCAUUUAGCCACGAUGACCUGUAUCACAAAAUCCCGUGUCGUCGAGUGCCCAUGGUUUCCACUACCGAUCAGUUUUCCAUUACCAUUUUCUCUUGAGAGUGUAACGAUAUCUAAAUAUGUCAAAAAAUAUUUUAAACAAUUAGGUAGACAUGGCUUUAAAACUACUAUCGCUAUAUUUUUGAGCGAUUGAGUUGGCAAAGAAUCAAAGUCUUCCAGAUUUGUUGUUGAAAAUGAUCAUGUUAGUGUUUCACACUGAUCAAAACAGAUUACGACAAGUUAACAUUCUUACUUGAUUCCGAAUACUUACUCAAUCCCAAAGGCCUUCAAUACUUGUAAUAUUUUUAUCAAUUCUACAUUGUCACAGUUGGGUAUAAGCACAAUAUAAUACAGGUCGGAUUCGAUUAUCCGGGUGUUUCGAAAAAAAAACAAAUUUCAACUAGAAUUUCUGAUUAUAGUGCUAAUUCGAUCAUUGCAGUCAAUAAAACUUUUUUUCGGCAAAUGGGGGGUUUAGGAUUAACCCCCUCACAAA
Messenger RNA from Topomyia yanbarensis, 1470 nucleotides. RefSeq names its product trypsin-1-like. Gene Ontology annotation, molecular function: serine-type endopeptidase activity. The record is from RefSeq and is a predicted model, not a curated record. Bases 40 to 861 code for a protein of 273 amino acids. NCBI's taxonomy places the organism in Eukaryota, Metazoa, Arthropoda, Insecta, Diptera, Culicidae. The transcript is spliced from 2 exons. Gene Ontology annotation, biological process: proteolysis.